CUAAGUUUGAACCGGAUUCCCGCCGUGGAGGUUGGUGUCAGGUUUCAUUCGGGGCCGCGGAGAGUCCCAGCACCGUGUUCGACCCUCGGUGCUCCUCAGCGGGCGUUUCUGGAGCAGCGCCGUGGUGUUCACACGGUUCACACCGGGGUGCUACUAAAACGCUGGCUCUAACACGGUGACAACAUGGCGGAGGCAGCGGACUGCGGUUUAACCGACGCCGCGAAGUGGAAGCAGCCAGCGGGGACGAAGAGCCGACAGAACGCCCCGAAGAAGAGCUCCGGCAGCCGGGUCAGUCUGGAGAAGGUUCUGGGGAUUACCACGACCGGCGGCAGCACCUUGAGCUCAGACCCCAACUCUGGGCUCAUCGCCUACCCUGCUGGGUGUGUCAUCGUGCUGCUUCACCCAGAGACCAACAAACAGACGCACAUCAUCAACACGUCCAGGAAGACCUUCAGCGCUGUGGCCUUCUCUCAUGAUGGGAAACACCUGGUCACUGGAGAGAGCGGUCACCUACCCUGCGUCCGGGUUUGGGAGGUGGACGGAGCUGAGGUGGCCAAGGUUCAGUCUCACAAAUACGGAGUUUCCUGCGUUUCGUUUUCCACCAACAGCUGCUACAUCGUCUCUGUGGGCUUCCAGCAUGACAUGACGGUCAGCGUCUGGGACUGGAGGAAAGCUUCCAUCAUAGCCUCCAACAAAGUGUCCAGCCGAGUGCUGGCCGUCUCCUUCUGCCAGGACAACAGCUACUUCGUCACCGCUGGCAACCAACACGUCAAGUUCUGGUACCUGGACAUCUCCAAAGAGCGGCGGGUGAACAGCACCGUCCCCCUGAUUGGUCGGUCAGGGUUGCUGGGCGACCAUAAGAACAGUGUGUUCAGCGGGGUGGCGUGUGGGCGGGGCCUCAUGGCGUCCAACACCUACUGCAUCACCAGCUCUGGUCUGCUGUGUCUGCUGAACAGUAGUCGACAGCUGGAGGCCUGGGUCCACCUGAAGACGGCAGCAGCCAGCUGCCUCUCCAUCACUGACAGCUUGGUGUUCUGCGGCUGUGCUGACGGCGUCAUCAGAGUUUUUAAUUCGUCCAACCUGCAGUACAUCAGCACCCUGCAGAGACCACAUCACCUGGGAGUGGACCUGACGCCCAUCACAGCAGACAGUGGCUCGUUACCUGCCAGUCCAGGUGUGCAGUUCCCCGACACGUUGGCUCUGACCUUUAACUCCGCCUCCUGUCAGCUGACCUGUGCGUACAGCGACCACAGCAUUUAUGUUUGGGACGUUAAAGACGUGAAGAACGCCUUGAAGACGUACUCUGCUCUGUACCACAGCAGCUCUGUGUGGAGCGUCGAGGUCUACCCGAAGCUUCAGGAUCCAUCUGAGGCCUGUCUACCUACGUCCUCCUUCCUCACCUGUUCCUCUGAUGGCACCAUCAGACUGUGGAACUCCAGACAGACCGACGUCCACAGAAACGACCUGCUGAGGAUCCUGUAUGUGGAGGAGGCUGCUGGGAAGGCCGGAGUCCGGGUGCUGGGCAUCAGUCCUGACGGGCAGCACCUGGCAGCUGGAGAUCGCUGUGGAAACCUCAGGAUCUUCACUCUGGACUUUCUGGAUGAGCUGGUGAAGAUCAAGGCUCACGACUCAGAGGUGUUGUGUCUGGAGUUCUCCCCCGCUAGCACAGGUGUGAAGCUGUUGGCUUCGGCUGGCAGAGAUCGACUGAUCCACGUCUUCAACCUGGAGAAGGACUGCAGUCUGGAACAAACUCUGAAUGACCACUCCGCCUCCGUCAAUGCCGUGAAGUUUACAGGUGAAAGUCCGGAGGUCCGACUGGUGAGCUGUGGAGCCGACAAGAGCAUCUACUUCCAGACAGCUGAGCAGACGUCGGAGGGUUUGCGGUUCUCCAGGAGUCACCAUGUGGUGGAGAAGACCACGCCCAAUGACAUGGACCUGGACUGGACCAGAACCCAGGUGGCCGUCGGCUGUCAGGACAGGAGCGUCAGAGUGUACAGCGUGGAAACUGGGAAGCUGAAGAAGUGUUUGGGGGGUUCAUCCAGCGAUGAAGGAGCUCUGCUGAAGGUUCACAUGGAUCCAUCAGGGUCGUUCUUGGCCACCAGCUGCUCUGAUAAAAACAUCACCAUCUUCAACUACGAGUCAGGAGAGUGUGUGGCGUCUCUGUUUGGACACUCAGAGACCAUCACCUGUAUGAGGUUCAGUCACACCUGCAGACACCUCAUCACUGCGUCAGCAGACAGCUGUGUGUUUGUGUGGAGGUUGGACUCUCAGCUGAGCAGCAUCAUGAGGAAGAGGCGGGGCCUCAGAUCCACACCUGCAGCCCGGAGCCUCAAACGGCUGGACGCCAGGUGGAAACAAACCUUCAGCGCUGCCAGGUCUCAGCCGCCUCACACUGAUGAAGACGAGGAGAAAGAGGAGGCCCACCUCAGGACCAAAGACAGACCAAACGCUGCUGCAGCUCCACAGCUUCAGACCAACAGGAACCUAUCGAUGGUCUUCAGAGAACUGGGUCUGGGCGUGGCCUCCCCCACCGCCCAAUCAGAUGCCGAGCCUGGUCAGGUACAGUGUCGGUGGGCGGAGCCACCAAACCCAGUGACCGUCUGCUCCAGCUUCUCCCCGAGUCCCACCAAGAGUCAGGACGACGAAGAUGAAGUCUUCCAUCCUCAGGCCCUGGACCAUCUACUGGGAGACGAGGAGGACAAUGACGAUGGAGAUGAGGAGGACCACGAGGAGGAUGACGAAGAGGACGAUGAGGAGGACCACAGGACUCCAGACAAACCGGACUCAGACGCUGAGCCUCAUCGUGCUCGGAGACACUGGUCGGCGCUGAAACGUCCCACCUUCUUUCCGAGUCCCAUCCAGUGCGAGGAGGACGAAGACUUCCAUCCUCAGGCUCUGGAGAGUCUGCUGGAAGACGAGGAGGACGGAGAGGUCAGCCAGGUGAAGUCGAGCUCCAGCGCUGCCUCAGCAGGUGAGACUCGGAGAGGAAACGCAGACGGCAGUGAUGUUGGUGACGACUCGUCAGUUUGUUGCAGACAUGAAGGUGAAGAAUCGGUCAGCAUAGAACAAUGCCGGCAGGUCGCAGACGAUCUGCAACAGGCGGCGAGCCGAGCCGUCCACCUUUACCUACAGCUCCAGGGUGUAGAGCAGCAGACAGAGAUGAUGUCCGUCCUGCAGGAGGCCGUCCAGCGGGCUUCUUCUCUGCUGCAGGAGGCUCAGCAGCAGGUGGACCAGUGGAGCGGCGCCCCCUGAUGGUCAGCUGGAGAACCACGUGUCUCUACUGAGUCAUAAGUACCACACUGUAUGGACACUGUAUAUAGGUUGUUGUCAAAAUAAAGACCCAGAUUUUUGUA
Molecule: messenger RNA, 3353 nt
Organism: Acanthochromis polyacanthus (spiny chromis)
Lineage: Eukaryota; Metazoa; Chordata; Actinopteri; Pomacentridae
Gene: wdr62
Product: WD repeat domain 62
Exons: 26
Coding region: 184-3252 (1022 amino acids)
Biological process (GO): neurogenesis; mitotic spindle organization; regulation of mitotic cell cycle
Cellular component (GO): mitotic spindle
Molecular function (GO): protein binding
Source: RefSeq, a predicted model, not a curated record